Brachypodium distachyon (stiff brome) is the source of this 4417-nucleotide messenger RNA. Its product is annotated as aspartic proteinase-like protein 2. Bases 471 to 1937 code for a protein of 488 amino acids. The record is from RefSeq and is a predicted model, not a curated record. NCBI's taxonomy places the organism in Eukaryota, Viridiplantae, Streptophyta, Magnoliopsida, Poales, Poaceae. Gene Ontology annotation, biological process: proteolysis. Gene Ontology annotation, molecular function: aspartic-type endopeptidase activity. The transcript is spliced from 15 exons.
GAAAGGAACACCCCAGUUAGUUAUACAGAGACACACCGCUGCUCGAAUUAACGGCUCCGUUGCUUCACGAAUCACCAUUCUCCGGUUUCUGGCUCUACUCUUUCCCUCCAUCUUCUUCUCCUUCUCCUCCGACGGCCCGACCUCUCCCGAAAUCUCGCGAAAACCAGAGCAUCGUCUCCUGUCCUCCUCCCUCUCCUGCGCGGAGUUUUGGAAUUUGUGGGACUUUUCCGGUUGCGAUUCGGAGCGGGCUCGUUCGCGCGGGUCCGGCCGGGGGCCCUGUGAGGGAUCUGCUGCAUAGGGGCGAAGUGGGGAUGCGCUCCUGCGGGGGUCCAGUUUCUCACAGGGGGCACUCCCCAAAUCACACGUCCUGGCCGCGGCCACGGGGAGGAGCCGAGGAGGAGGGAGGAGGAGACGAAUAAUAAAUUGCUGCAAGAAACACCAGGAAGACGUGGAGCAUCAAGGCGGCAAUAAUGGUUCCGCCGCCCAACGCUUGGGCAGCCGUCGUCCUCAUGGCCAUGCUGCUAGCUGUGGUUUCCUCCCACGGCGUGGGUGCGACCAGCGUCUUCCAGGUGCGCCGCAAGUUCCCUCGACUAGGCAGCAAAGGAGGGGGUGAUAUAACCGCCCACCUUACCCACGACAGCAACCGCCGUGGCCGCCUUCUUGCAGCUGCCGAUGUGCCCCUAGGCGGUCUUGGCCUCCCCACUGACACCGGACUGUACUACACGGAGAUCGAGAUAGGGACGCCGCCCAAGCAGUACCAUGUGCAGGUGGACACCGGCAGCGACAUCCUCUGGGUGAACUGCAUCUCGUGCAACAAAUGCCCCCGCAAGAGCGACCUCGGGAUAGAUCUGAGGCUGUAUGACCCCAAGGGAUCAUCUAGUGGGAGCACGGUGUCAUGCGACCAGAAGUUCUGUGCGGCAACAUAUGGGGGUAAGCUACCUGGGUGUGCCAAGAACAUCCCUUGUGAGUACAGCGUCAUGUAUGGUGAUGGUAGCUCCACAACGGGUUACUUUGUCAGCGACUCCCUGCAGUAUAAUCAAGUCUCUGGGGAUGGGCAAACACGUCAUGCCAACGCCAGUGUCAUAUUCGGGUGCGGAGCUCAGCAAGGUGGGGAUUUAGGCAGUACAAACCAGGCCCUUGAUGGAAUUAUUGGUUUUGGCCAAUCAAAUACAUCAAUGCUGUCACAACUAGCUGCUGCAGGGGAAGUGAAGAAGAUAUUUUCUCAUUGCUUGGAUACCAUAAAAGGAGGUGGGAUCUUUGCUAUCGGAGAUGUGGUACAGCCAAAAGUAAAAUCAACUCCAUUGGUACCAGAUAUGCCGCACUACAAUGUGAAUCUCGAGUCAAUCAAUGUUGGUGGUACUACACUACAACUUCCAUCACAUAUGUUUGAAACGGGUGAGAAGAAAGGUACCAUCAUUGAUAGUGGUACAACCCUGACAUAUCUUCCAGAGCUGGUUUACAAGGAUGUCCUGGCUGCGGUUUUUGCGAAGCAUCCGGACACAACCUUUCACAGUGUUCAAGAUUUUCUCUGUAUCCAAUAUUUUCAAAGUGUGGAUGAUGGGUUUCCAAAAAUCACCUUCCAUUUUGAGGAUGAUCUUGGAUUGAACGUGUAUCCACAUGACUACUUUUUUCAAAAUGGGGAUAACCUGUAUUGCUUUGGGUUCCAAAAUGGUGGAUUGCAAUCAAAGGAUGGGAAGGAUAUGGUGCUUUUGGGAGAUCUGGUCCUUUCAAAUAAAGUGGUCGUGUAUGACUUGGAAAACCAAGUCGUUGGAUGGACUGAUUACAACUGCUCCUCUAGCAUUAAAAUUAAGGAUGACAAGACAGGGGCAACAUACACUGUUGAUGCACAUGAUAUCUCCUCUGGAUGGAGAUCCAAGUGGCAAAAGUCCCUGAUCCAGUUGUUGGUAACAAUUGUGUGUAGUUACUCAAUCUACUAAUCCUGAUGUACAACAGAAACUAAAAUUAAUUUUUUAAUGUUCUUUUCACAAAGAGAAAAUUUAGGGCUUUAGAUUGUGUUCUCUGACCAGGGAAAAGAAUGAAAACAAAAAUCAGCAUUGUACACUAUGCAGCGAGACUAUGGGUGAGUAGUUCAAUGUUGUUGUGACUUGUGAGAAAUAUAUGACUGCAAGUAAUCUGGAGGUUCUCCUAAGAAAACUGGGUCUCUGUCUGAAGUUGCUUUCUACAUUCUUAUUUCACUUUCUGUUUGUUUUUUAGACAAAAGACCCUUGGCUCCAUGUUUUUUAUAGAAAGUGUACCGAACUAUAUAAAGGAUUCUGCUGGGAUCACCGGCUUACAGAUAACACUUGACAACCACCAGACCAAAACCAAGGUGUUCCCUACAUUAGCACAAAACAAAAAGACUACGCAACUCAUGCCCACGGCUAGUUAUCUGUACUUAGCAGCACCAGCAGCAGUUGAAAGAGGGUUUAAUUAGCUGCCUCUCAAGAUCAACAGCUUUUUUGUUCAACAUUGUUUUUGAACAAUUCAUACAAAAGAUAGAGCACCGCACACUUAAUCCUAAACUUUGAAUUAUGUUUAUUCAGAGUUAGCAGCAGCUGCUGACAGCUGUGAUGUGGUUAAUAAAUUGGAUUUUAGUUGGUAAACUGCAAAUUAGUUGUAAUGUGCUUUUGCAAAAUAUCAGCGCAGAGAUAACCAGCAGAAGAAAACUACAAUCUUUGAUUUUAGAAGAAAACUAGAUUCCCUUUGUCCAUCCCUAAGCUCCUACAAUGCUGGAGAAUUUGUGAUGCAAGAAGUACAAGAGUGAAGCAAGUAUAGCGAAAAUCAGGCAACCAGAGACACAGGCGUUUGUCGUUAAAGUUUGACACUUGUCAGGAUCAUACGUUUCUAUUGAAGAAGCUUGAUCCAAGUGAGUUUUUUCGGUUAUAGCUCGUGAUUCUAUCACCUGCUGCAGUUGAUCACGGGCUAAUCUGGAAUCAGGACUACAAUGUCUUGAUGACAUAUUGUAAGUUUGGAGAAGAUGGGUGCUCUUGACUGGGCCAAAGUUUUUCAUCAGCACCAAGGGUGGCACCUCAUCAGCUGUAUCUGGCUCCAUGCUGGCCUAAUCCGUUUGUUUGUCAACAUGCUGGCUUAUUAUUCAUCGGAAUCCACCUUGAGCAGUAAUUUGGGUUUGGUAAGCUUCACACAAGUACUGAAUUGGUCAAUCUUGCCAUUUUCACAGCAUGACAUUCUUUCCUGGUUGAAGUACCUCGGUUGACUGUUGUUGUAUGCUAUCUACGAAACUAGUCCUUUUUCCCCCCUCAAUGUAAUUUAUGGUUCAACCAUGGUAAUUCUCUGAGCUGGUUCUGCCUUUCUACAUAUUGGAAACUGUUGUGAAUCUGAAUAGUUUGGGUAUUUGAUUCUACUUUCCUUGAUUCUAUGCAUCGCCUUUGUGUUAGAGCCACUUAGUUAGGUAGCUCGUUAUAUAGUUUUCCCAGGGUUACAACACAAAGGCCAUUGCUUUUGCAGAUUUGAUACUGAUUUUAUUUGAGAAGUAAUGUACAGGUGUGGGCAGUCUUUCUGGAAUCUGGACUUCUUAUGUCAAUGUAUUUAUGCCCAUGUGGAUUUGAGAAUAGGCUGGAUUUACCUUUAUGUUACACCAGAGUAAAUCCUAUGCACUGGCUUCAGUUGUCUCACUUGCAAGAUCGCAUGGGAUCAUCUACUUGCUAUCUGGCUUUGGUGGUAGCGUGCAGUCUGUACUGUUACAGAAUCACUAUAUCUUUGUUGGUGCCUCUGGAGCUUUAACUUUGCUCUAUGCUCUCUGACCUUAUCGUGAAGUGGACUGUUUAUUCCAACAAGGCAGCUGCCCUGUCAUCAUAACUCUUCUGUUUAUAGUAUUGAUCAACCUGGCAAUUUAGAUAGUACCGCAUGCUGAUAUUUUGCGUGCAUUGGUGGAUUUGUGGCUAGAUUCUUCGUUGGCUUUGUGCUGUGCUGGCAAGGCCUAAAUUUGGUUGGAUGAAACGGCACGAGUUGCCUCAGACUAAUCAGCCUCCAAAGUACAAAACAUAGCAGUAUGUUCUGUGGGGCGUGGCACUCCUCUUGCUGUUAGCUGGACAAGUCUCUCCACCAUCUGAAGACCCUGCGAUAUGCUAUUAUAUAGUCCACAUUUCGCUUUGCAGUAAUGUGUGGCUGCCCUGGCGAUGCUUGUCAAUGGGCAAAGAUCAGCAACGAUGGCUGCCACUGGUGCUGCUACCUGAACUGCGUACCGACAUCCGAACGGAGCAUGGUCAAGUUUCCUGUUUGGUUUUGUCCAAAAUACAGAUAUAUUCUACAGGGAACUGAUUUAUGCUAGGCACCUACAUCAAACUUGUGCUUCACAUAGCUGAAUUUGCGCUGUAUCUAUAGAGUGCAAUCUUUCUCCACAAUGUAAUUUGAGCUCUUAUCUGUUGGUGUCUGCGUAAUCCUGUGUUGACUUUUCUCC